GGUCAUACAAAGCCAGUUCAUUCUGUUUGCUGGGAUCCUUCUGGUGAGUUCCUGGCAUCUGUCAGUGAGGACUCUGUUAGAGUCUGGACGAUGGGAUCAGGGAGUGAAGGGGAUUGUGUUCACGAGCUUAGUUGUAAUGGGAACAAAUUCCAUUCCUGUGUUUUCCAUCCUACAUAUUCUUCAUUGCUGGUCAUUGGCUGUUACCAGGCAAGUCGUUUCUGGUUUUUAGAGUCUCUGGAGCUUUGGAAUAUGAUUGAGAACAAGACAAUGACUCUUUCAGCACAUGACGGACUUAUUGCUGCCUUGUCUGUAUCAACAAUAACGGGCUUGGUUGCUUCAGCUAGUCACGACAAGAUUGUUAAGCUCUGGAAGUAAAAUUGUUGCUUCGGUGUGUCCUGUUAAAGCAGUGCUUUGUCUUCUGAGCCGGUUUUUUUGGGCAGUGUCUUUGCAAUUGUCAUAGUUUGUUUCUAUGUCAAUAGCCAAGUAUUAACGUCUUGUUCUGUAUCUUGUAUCUUUACUUGGUGUUCCAUGUAACCCCAAGACCAAGAAACUAACCCUGUAUCAUUGUUAUUGUCGCCACUGCUGCGAUCGUUGUUCCCAGUAAAGUUUCGGCUCAAUCUUUGGAUUUGUAAUAGUAUCUGUACUCGAUAUUUCGGUUUCAGUUGUGGUAUCUGUGGUAUUUGGUUAGUGAUUCCAUAAAUUUCUCUCUCUCUGGUUUUCUGUUUCUUAUGGAAAACAGUGUUUUACUCUUCAAUGUGAAUGAAUA
Ilex paraguariensis (yerba mate) is the source of this 766-nucleotide messenger RNA. The record is from the annotation of a GenBank genome assembly. Lineage: Eukaryota; Viridiplantae; Streptophyta; Magnoliopsida; Aquifoliales; Aquifoliaceae.